This is a messenger RNA of Centruroides sculpturatus (bark scorpion), 4822 nucleotides long. RefSeq names its product lysine-specific demethylase 3A-like. Gene Ontology annotation, cellular component: histone deacetylase complex; chromatin. The coding region runs from base 77 to 4636 and encodes 1519 amino acids. Gene Ontology annotation, biological process: regulation of transcription by RNA polymerase II. The transcript has 15 exons. Gene Ontology annotation, molecular function: transcription coregulator activity; chromatin DNA binding; histone H3K9 demethylase activity. The record is from RefSeq and is a predicted model, not a curated record. Lineage: Eukaryota; Metazoa; Arthropoda; Arachnida; Scorpiones; Buthidae.
AGAUCAUACUGUAAAUUCCCAGUGGACAUCUACAUGUACAUCAUCAUCAUCAUCACUGCAACAAAAGAAAAAAGGAAUGAAGCAAUCAUGUCAGUAUUUAAUGAAACCUGAAAAUCAAAACCUCAUGUCUGAAGAAAUUACCCAUUCUGAAACCAAUCCUUUUGUGCAUUCAAAUCCAGUUGGAAAAGUGUUGUCAUCUCCUUCAUUGAAUACAAAAUCUCACCAAAAUGCUGAAGCAAGUUUUAAUAUUUAUGGAUAUCAACCAUAUGCUCAUACAUACAUUACACCUGCACAGUUAAAAGCAAGAGAAGAAAAUCAAAACCAAGGAUCUGAUUUAUCAGCUUCAAGGUUAUAUGGAAUGCCAGCAACUUCACAACAACCAUUUUCUUCUUGUGAAAUGAAUAGAUCAGUUAAUCCGAAUCCUACUCCUUAUGCAGCAAAGCAACUUUCACCAUUAAAUAAUAACCAAAAGACACAUGACCAAUUUUCAUCAUUAAAUACUAAUCAAAAAAGCCAUCUUUCAAAUGAAAAAGUGCAAUCUUUACAGAAUACAAAUGUUUCAGGAUAUUGUGUAACAGGAACAGCAUCAUCUAAGUCAUAUGAUUCCUCAUAUAACAUUGUACAAGAGCAUCUUUAUCAUGCUUCAGAAAAUAUAGAAUCUGGAAAUAAUACUGAUUUGAGUUUAUCAAAAAUAAUGCCAUCAAAUUUAAAUUUGGUAUCCUCAGGAACUGAAUCUACUAAUGUCAUUUCACAUAAUGUUACUACACAUUCUUCUCAAGUGACAAGAUCAAAUCUUAUAUCUACAUUAUCUAUUUCAAAAAGUAAUGAAAUAAUAAAUAAUCCAGUAUCUGCUCCCAUGACAAUAUUAAGUGGAACAAAUAUAACAAAUCAAACUAUUGAUUCCAAAGAAAGUAGUACAUUAUUUCAAUAUCUAAGUUCUUUGAAAUCAUUUGAUAAGGAUAAUCAUGAUAAUAUGAAAGAUUCUGUAGAAAUAAAAAUUACAAAUAAAUCAAAUGAUAACUUAUCAGUAAACAGUUCUGAUCAGAUGUCAAAUAAAAAUUUUAAUUCUACGCCUUGCAUAAGUAUUAUUCCAUUAAAUACUAAUGAAAAUCAAAUGAAACGCAAAUUAAAUAAUGAAGAUGAGAGUCAAAAGAGGCCAAAAGCAGAAUCACCAAGUAUAUCAUUAACGAUUUCAGAAUCUUGCAAAUGUGCUAAAGUUUCUUCAAAUUCCAUUAUGUUAAACACUAAAAACAGUGAAGCAGCAUUUACCAUUUCUGAAAUCUCACAAAAACAGAAAGAAGUGACAACACAAUCAAAUACUUUAUCAAGUAAUAAUUUACAUUCAGGAUUUUUAGAUUCUUUUAGGUCAUUUGUAAAUUCUACACAGAAUCAAGAUAAAAAAUUACCAAUAGUAACAAAUAAAAAGAAACGAAAAAAAGCAGUUCAAAAUUCCAACUUUACAAGUGAAGAAAGCCUAUCUUCAUCAUCAAUCAUAAGCACAUCAUCAUCAAAUUCUUCUAAAAUAAAGAAAAAGGGGAAAUGUGCUCAAACUAAUAAAGAAAAGCAGGAUUCUUCUGAUGAUGCACGUUGUACCCCAAGUCCCACACCUAGUAAUAGCAGUCAGUAUAGUGGCAGUAGUUGUAGUAAUGAUGGAGGUGGUGGUGAUCACAAAAAAGUGAAAAAAACUUGGUUACAGAGACAUUCAGAGCAUAAAGAUAAUAAAAAUGCUUCAGAUGAUACAAAAGAAUCUGUUUUGCCCAAACGUUUACCAGUGAGAAAAUCUAGAAAUAAGAAUUCUGAGAAUAUUUCAAAUCAGAAUGAUAAUAAUAAAAGCCAAGAUUCAGAAAGUUCUGAUAAUGAAAAAUCAAGUAGUCAAUCUGAUCCAGAAGCUUCGUCAAAUACUAAAAAAACAGGUUAUCGAAAAACCCAACGAUCUAGGAAUAUUGGAUCAAAUAUUGAUAAAUAUAAACAAUUUGAUAGGCAAUUGGAUAGUAUGGAAGAAGCAUCAAGUAGUGAAGAAGAAACAAAAGACAAAACAGAUUUUCCUUAUGGUGGAACUGCUCGCAAAAAAAGAGGACGACGUUGUGGAAGACCUGCAAAAGGUGAAUUACACAAACUGAAUUCACAGCAUUUUGAUAAACGCACACAUGCUCAUUAUAAACGAACUGGUGAUCCAUUUCUUCAAGAUGGACCUUGUUUAGAAAUCGCUCCAAAGUUGCCUAAAUGCAGAGAGUGUCGUAUUAGAGCUCAGCAUCGCACAAAAAUGAACAACAUAUUUUGUAGGUUCUUUGCAUUUAGGAAAUUAUAUUAUGGAAAAAAUGGUUCUAUUUCUAUUGCUGGAUUUUCACAACCCUCAGAUGCUACACAAGCUGACUUGAAAUUAUGGUUGCCUCCAGUAGACAAUCCUCCAGCAAAUUUGGAUGUGGAGACAUCUAGUUUUCUUUUGACACAUGUUGGUGAUCAGUUUUGUGAUCUUGUACAGCAAGAAAAAGAAGCCAGGUUGCAGAAUAUGGCAGAAGACAAAACAGAUAGUUGGAAGAGAGUUGUUCAAGGUGUGAGAGAGAUGUGUGAUGUUUGUGAAACAACUCUGUUUAAUUUUCAUUGGGUGUGCCAUAAAUGUGGUUUUGUUGUUUGCCUUGAUUGUUAUAAAGCAAGGAAAAAUGGUACUGCCAAAGAAGAGGAACCACUUCAAAGAAACCAUGAUGAAUAUCAAUGGUUAUACUGCAGUAAUCACCAACCACAUGAACAGGAUAAGCUUAUGAUGACAAAUAUUAUUGCCAGUUCUGCAUUAUGGGACGUUUCAAAAAUAAUGCAUGACAUUAAAAAGAAGUGGAAUAUUCAGGCUCAUUGUACAUGCUCACUUUCAAAUGAUGAACCUAAAGAAAAACCUGUAUUCAAUGGUAUCUGUAAGCAAUUAAUGAGUGCUGUAAGUAAAACAUUUGAUACCAGAAAAGAAUCUACUAAUACAAGUGAUUCACAAGCAUUGAAGAAACAUGAAAAAGUUUCUGUGAACAAACUAUGUCAAGGUCUGAAACAAGAAAAUUUAGGAAUGUAUAAUGAAGUCGAAAGUUCACCCUUAACAUGGCUUGCAGAUGUUGCACUUAAUUCUUCAGGAAAAAUACAAGAUAAUCAAGCUAAUAAAUAUUCACAAGACAAUCCUAAAGAAACUGUUUCAUUGCAAACUUGCACAGGAGAAAGUCUCUUAAAAUUAGAAGAUAAAAAUAAAUAUAAUUUUUCUAGUCUUUGCCAACUGAUAAAAUCUGAUAAAAAGAAUAAUAGUAAUAAACCGGAGAAAGGUUUAGUAAAUUCACUUGAUGACAUAAUUUUAUAUGUCAUAGAACAGAAAAUGGGGAAGUCUGAAGGAAGUAAUGAAGAAAAAUUAUUAAAACAUUUUUCACGUCGUUAUCCUCAGCCAAGGAAUGGUCAUGAACCAUUACCAAUUCGUAUAUGUACGCUAACUGAAAGUAGAUUAUUGUUUCCUAGUGUUCCUCAUUCAUGGUUGUGUAAUGGUAAAUUGCUUCUUCUUGAAGAUCCGAAUCAUGUAAAUAAUUUAAAAAUCUUUCAAGAACAAUGGAAAAGAGGCCAACCUGUUUUAGUUGCUGGUGUAAGUUCAAAGUUAGAUAUGUCAUUAUGGCAUCCUGAUUGUUUCUGUCGUGAUUUUGGUGAUAUCAAAAAUGAUUUGGUGAAUUGUAAAACUGGAAUAGUAUUACCAGAUUUGCCAAUGAGGAAGUUUUGGGAAGGUUUUGAAAAUUUUCGCAAAAGGAUGACUGAUGAAGAUGGUGAAUAUAUGUUGUUAAAAUUAAAGGACUGGCCACCAGGAGAAGAUUUUAGUGAAAUGCUUCCUUCACGUUUUCAAGAUUUAAUGAAAGUUUUACCUUUACCUCAGUAUACACAUAGAGAUGGUGUUUUUAAUCUAGCAGGACGUUUACCAGAAUGUUUUGUUAGACCAGAUCUUGGACCAAAAAUGUAUAAUGCUUAUGGUUCUGCUUUAUAUCCAACCAAAGGAACAACUAAUUUGCAUCUUGAUAUAAGUGAUGCUGUAAAUGUUAUGGUAUAUGUUGGUAUUCCAAAUGAUGGAAAGGAUGAGGUCCACAUUCAAGAGGCAUUAAAGGCAAUAGAUGAAGGGGGGUGUGAUUCCUUAAUGAGAAAGAGAGUUCGAGAAAAAAAUGUCAAACCUGGUGCCCUGUGGCACAUCUUUAAUGCAAGAGAUGCAGAUAAAAUAAGAGAUCUUUUGAAUAAGGUAGCAAUGGAACGAGGUGAAAGAUUAGAACCUCAUCAUGAUCCUAUUCAUGAUCAGAGUUGGUAUUUGGAUGAAGAAUUGAGAGAUCGCCUUUAUAAAGAAUAUGGAGUUGAAGGCUAUGCAAUUGGUCAAUGUCUUGGAGAUGCUGUAUUCAUUCCUGCAGGUGCACCUCAUCAAGUUAGAAAUCUACAUAGUUGCAUAAAAGUUGCAGAAGAUUUUGUCUCUCCAGAAAAUGUUGCUCAUUGUUUUACAUUGACACAAGAAUUUAGGCAAUUAUCUGACACUCAUACAAAUCAUGAGGAUAAAUUACAGAUCAAAAAUAUAAUAUAUCAUACAGUAAAGGAUGCCUUAGCUUUACUUCAGACAAAAUCACCUGGAGAUACACAAAUUAUGUAAAAACUGAUGAACUGCAUAAUUUUAAUUAUUUUCAAUUGCCAUUUCUUGGCAGAAUAACUAGUCGUUCAUCACUUUCAGAAACUGCCAUUAGAUAAUUAAAAGAUGUUCAUUAUUUUCUAAUUUAUAUAAACACACAUUCAAAUAGAAUUUUAAUAGAGAAUAUAUAUAUAUAUAUAUAUAUAUAUA